Molecule: messenger RNA, 1799 nt
Organism: Klebsormidium nitens
Lineage: Eukaryota; Viridiplantae; Streptophyta; Klebsormidiophyceae; Klebsormidiales; Klebsormidiaceae
Source: the annotation of a GenBank genome assembly
GUGUAGUCCUAAUAUCUACCUGCUUCGAUAGCAUUGCAAAUCCACACCUGUACAGGAGGGGCAACCAGCGAGCCUGCGGCCAUGGCGAGACCACGUGGGCUGAUGGAGCUCUUCAAGUUUGCCUGCUAUGUUGGCAUCCCUAUCUCCAUGAUGGUGGUCUUUGCGAACAACCCCGACAAUCUCGAGAAGAUCAUCCGCAAUCGUCAGUAUGUUGUGUACCCUCCCGAGGGCCCCCGGCCCCCCUCCGGAGACGAGAUGGCUGAAAUUGUGAAGAAGAACCGGGACGCGCAUAAGGACAAGCCAUGAGCGUUUGGCAACUCAGCAAGUAGUCGGGUGGCUAAUUGUCCGGCUCAAACGCCGGGCUUCGGAGUCCCAAGUGAAGGGGAACGCACGACUGCUAAUGUUAUUAGGCUCCUGUAAGCUGUAGAGAAAGUUGGUUACCACUUUCUCAAAAAGGUGCCAAGUACUCAGAGAAAUUGAGCACCGCAGCUCUGCGCACUGAAAACCUCGUGGACCCAGUAGGAAGUUCUUCGCUUCAGUCAGGCUACAGAUUGGCUGUGCACCUCUCCACUCCCCUCCUUAUCUAGAUUCCCUGCUCUAAAGUUGCAUUCAUGGCCAGCUCGGCCGGGUGGCCUUUCCGCAACGGGGGGUUCAGAGGCUUCGAUCUCGGGGUUUUGGGGGGCCCCCGCCAGAAACACGUCCGGCGCUGCGACCCGUCCGACACUUCGGACGUUUUGCAGUCCCCCUCGUACGACCCCAAGCAGGCAUAUGCCAGCGCCUACUUGCAAGCGGGGUUGGGGCACGCAGGGGUGGCGUUUGUCGGUGACGUCAUCGCGCAGCGUGUGGAGGGGCGAUGGGGAACCAAGAUCCGGGACCCCCCCCGCCAAGAGCGCGAGAUUUUGGAAUUUCUGGUGGGGGGGGAGUGGGCAGAGAAGUGGGCAGCCUGGCGCGCGCGGGGGGUGGCGGAGCGGCGGCGGCGGCGGCGGGAGGAGAAGGAGCGACGAGCGCAGGAGGUCGAGGCGGGGUCCGACGACGAGGGGGGGACGCCGGUGAAGCCUCCUCUGGCUGAUGUCAGCAAAAGCGGGUUGGAAAGCGGGCCAACAAGCUUGGUUGAUCGCGGGGUGGUGGAGAGUAGUUUCAGUCCUCAGGGGGGGCCUGGCGAGCAGGGAAUGGAGGGGUGUGUGGGGAACAGCGAGGGCGUGCUGUCGUUUGUCCACUCCGCCUUCAAGGGUUUCCUUAACCUGUCCCCGUUAGCAAAGAACCAGACUGAAAAUGCAUCCUCGGGCGCUGGCGGCACCUCCGAAAACAGGGCCCGUCCCGCAGGCCCGUCUCAGGAGUUGCGGAGCAGGCCCCGUCACGACCCGGAUGAUCCCCCCGGGUACAGUCUGCUGCGGUCGCUGCGGAUGGCGAGUUUUGCGUUCUUUGUGGACCACCCGCUGACGAACUUUUGGAUGCAAUCGAUCCGGUACAACCCCCGGAACGACCCGACGGAAAAGGCGGUUGUGAAGUUAGUGCUCACCGAGGCGGUGUUAACGCCCGCGCGCAUCGUGCUGUUGUUCACGUGGGACUCAUUACUGCAGCGGAAGCCAAAGCGGAUCUUACGGAAGCUGAGGACGGACUUCCGGCCGGCCGUGGUGCGGAGCCUCCAGGUGGCGGCGUUUGAGAAUGUCGCAUUCUACGGGCUGAGUAAAGAGAUCCGCUUGCGAGAGGAAGUUGUGUAUGCGGCGGUCGGGCUGCCUGUGUCGCUGUACAUGAACUAUUUCCAGUCGACGAUGACCGCCCCCUCGGCAGAAGGCUAG